CUUAUCCACUGGGUGCUGUAGCUUUCUUGUUCCACACUUCUCGCUUGGAGAAAACGGAGGGAUUUCAGGAGUAAGUACCUCUUCCCUUCCUCCAGCACCUCCUCCCCCCUCCCCCCUCCCCGGGCCCACCUCCUCCUCCCCAACUCCGCAACCCCUGAGCUGCAAAGAUGAGCAUGGACGAACUGCAGCGCCUGUCCCUCGACUACCUGGCGGAGCCCGAGCUCAUGGGCAUGGACACCUUCAUCCACCGCAUCGACUCCACGGAGGUCAUCUACCAGCCCCGGCGCAAGCGGGCCAAGCUCAUCGGCAAGUACCUGAUGGGGGACCUGCUGGGCGAGGGCUCCUACGGCAAGGUGAAGGAGAUGCUGGACUCGGAGACGCUGUGCCGGCGGGCGGUGAAGAUCCUGAAGAAGAAGAAGCUGAGGAGGAUCCCCAACGGGGAGGCCAAUGUCAAAAAAGAGAUUCAGCUGUUACGAAGACUACGGCACAAAAAUGUUAUCCAGCUGGUGGAUGUGCUAUAUAACGAAGAGAAGCAGAAAAUGUAUAUGGUGAUGGAGUACUGUGUCUGUGGAAUGCAGGAGAUGUUGGACAGCGUUCCUGAAAAGAGGUUUCCAGUGUUUCAAGCUCACGGGUAUUUUUGCCAGCUUAUAGAUGGCUUAGAGUAUUUGCACAGCCAGGGAAUAGUUCAUAAAGACAUUAAACCAGGGAAUCUGCUGCUGACAACGGAUGGUGCACUAAAAAUCUCCGACCUGGGGGUAGCUGAGGCUUUACACCCUUUCGCUGAGGAUGACACAUGUAGGACAAGUCAGGGGUCCCCGGCCUUCCAGCCCCCCGAGAUCGCCAACGGCUUGGACACUUUUUCAGGGUUCAAAGUUGACAUCUGGUCUGCGGGGGUCACGCUAUAUAACAUUACAACCAGCCUUUAUCCGUUUGAAGGAGACAACAUCUAUAAGCUAUUUGAAAACAUAGGCAAGGGAGACUACAGUAUUCCUGAAGACUGUGGCCCCCUUCUGACAGAUCUCCUGAGAGGAAUGCUUGAAUAUGACCCUGCAAAGAGGUUUUCAAUACAACACAUCAGACAGCACAACUGGGUCCGCAAGAAACACCCCCCCUCGGAGCCGCCCGUGCCCAUCCCCCCCAGCCCAGAUACGAAGGACCAUUGGCGCAGCAUGACGGUGGUGCCCUAUCUGGAGGACCUUCAUGGCUACACGGAGGAAGAGGAGGAGGAGGACGCCCUGUUCGACGGGGAGGACGAGAUCAUCUACACUCAGGACUUCACGGUGCCAGGGCAGGUGCCCGAGGAAGAGGAGGCAGAGCAGAACGGGCGGAGCCGGGGCCAGGGCCUCCCGAAGCCCCUGUGCGUGAACGGCAUGGAGGCGGGGCAGCUCAACAGCAAGUCGAAACCGGACCGGCGCUCCAGCUCCUCCUCCAACCCGUCCCGGAAGGGCGUGUCCACCAGCAGCAAGAUCCGCAAGCUGUCCACCUGCAAGCAGCAGUGAGCCAGCCCCCCCCCGCCCCUCGAACCCGAAGCCACGCACUGUAUUGGAUUCUUCUUUUUUUUUUUUCCUUUUGGGAUUUUCCUAACCAGACAGCCGGGGGGGGGGGGGAUUGAGCGGCACUACCUUUCCCGUUUCGUUCCCGAUCCUUUUCGGACGGACUUGUCUGAAGGCUGGUUUGUUUGGAACAGCGGGAACAGGACAGGGGGAUGUACACAAACACCCCAUGGAUGACACGGACAGAGAAAGGGGAGUCUCCGAGGAGGAAAGCCUCCUUGCCAAAUGAAGCCAAGAUUUUCUCCUUUCCCCCCCCCGCCCUUCCUGGGAAGAAGCCUGGGUCGCAGAUCGGCGCGGACGAGCCACGUUACGGCACCAAUGCGUGUGGAACUUUUCUGCGGAGCCAUUUAGAUGCACUUUUUUUUUUGGUGGUUUUAUUUUUUUAGAUUCUAUUUUUUUGCAGUUAUCCUUUGCAGUAUAAUAGAUACACAUUGCGAUGUGUAAAGAAUAAUAUUAAUAAUAAAUACUGAUGAUGAUGAUGAUGGUGAUAAAGAUUAUUCUAAGAAAAUAAAGCUGCAUGCUGUAAAGGGUUUGGAAAAAAGGGAAAGACUUCCAAAAAAAAAAAAGACUGGGAUGUUUGGGUUUCUUUGUUUUUCUGUUAGUUUUUUAUUUUUUUAAUUAUUAUUUAUAUAUAAAAAAAGGCAUCCCGACCAGACAAGAUUGGUAGUCUUUUGUGAUUUUUUUUUUGCAUUAUUUCAGUUCUGUGGCAGUGGAAGGAGCAACAGGAGAAGUCUGUGGCGAGUGGGAGAAGCCUGAAUUGUAGAGAAGCAAUAAAAUGAGCUGGGCGCACACCUUCUCUGCUCCAAAAACAACCCGUCUGUGCUUCGGCCUGCACCUCGGGGCAUGCUGACACACUGGAGGACGCAAUGUCCUGAUUGACGGGUUCAGAGGAGGUUUUUUGGGAGUAGAGAGUCUGCCUUCAGCUCGAUUUUAACACUUC
Lepisosteus oculatus (spotted gar) is the source of this 2493-nucleotide messenger RNA. It is a transcript of the gene stk11, whose product is annotated as serine/threonine kinase 11. The record is from RefSeq and is a predicted model, not a curated record. Lineage: Eukaryota; Metazoa; Chordata; Actinopteri; Semionotiformes; Lepisosteidae. Gene Ontology annotation, molecular function: ATP binding; protein serine/threonine kinase activity; protein kinase activator activity. Gene Ontology annotation, cellular component: cytoplasm; nucleus. Gene Ontology annotation, biological process: protein phosphorylation; activation of protein kinase activity; signal transduction.